Messenger RNA from Penicillium manginii, 1764 nucleotides. It is a transcript of the gene yap1, whose product is annotated as putative bZIP transcription factor AP-1/Yap1. Gene Ontology annotation, cellular component: RNA polymerase II transcription regulator complex. NCBI's taxonomy places the organism in Eukaryota, Fungi, Ascomycota, Eurotiomycetes, Eurotiales, Aspergillaceae. The record is from RefSeq and is a predicted model, not a curated record. Bases 1 to 1764 code for a protein of 587 amino acids. Gene Ontology annotation, molecular function: DNA-binding transcription activator activity, RNA polymerase II-specific; transcription cis-regulatory region binding. The transcript has 3 exons.
AUGAGUGACUACGACAACCUCUACCAGGCCGGGAUGUACCUAUCCCCUGGCCAGCAAGAUCUCCUUCUCGCUGCUCUAUCCUCCAACAACCCAUCCCAAAAGAACCCCAACCAUACCCCGCAGAUCAAGCCAGACCACAGCCCCGAUCAAUCCUCGAAUGGUGGCCUGAGUGGGCCCCCAUCGGGUGGCUUGGAGAAUUCCCAGUUCAAUGGUUUGGACUUCGGGGAAAAUGAGAGUCCCUUCCUCGACUUCAAUCCUGACGUCGACUUCGAGUUUCCUGGCUCCGGAGACUUGAUCGGGGAUUUACCCGAUGGCGAGUAUGAACUCGGCGAGAAGCGGAAGUCAAUGGAUGGGAACUCGGAUGGCGAGGAGGAGACGGGCAAGAAGCGACGGGAAAGUGAGGCGAAGAAACCAGGUCGCAAGCCGUUGACGUCGGAACCCACGACGAAGCGUAAGGCUCAGAACCGUGCCGCUCAGAGAGCGUUCAGAGAGCGCAAGGAGAAGCAUCUUAAGGACCUGGAAACCAAAGUGGACGAGCUACAGAAGAACUCGGACACGGCUACCCAGGAGAACGGCCUGCUUCGAGCCCAGGUGGAGCGCCUCCAGGUGGAGUUGCGUGAGUACAGGAAGCGUCUCUCGUGGAUGACGAGUGGCAGCGGCCGCUCAGCCAUCAGUGCCAUUCCCAGCGCUCACUCCAAGGGAGCCUACGGACUCCAGAACAACGAAUUCUUGUUCGACUUCCCUAAGUUUGGUGACCUCCCUGGCUCCCAUCUGUUUAAUGGCCAGGGAAACAAGAGCGACCAAUCGAAGGCCAAGCCGAGGGAUAAUGUGCCUCGUGCUCCUGGUGUAUUGAGUCGUCAAAAUGGGAAUAGCCCGGCCAGCUCUAGCAAUUCGAAAGCGAGCACCCCCACGGCCGGUCCCAGUUCCAAGCCAAGUCCUUGGUCGAAUGGGACUCCGGGCAGCAACGCUUCCGUCAAAACCCCUUAUAAUAACUUGAAGCCUUACAAUGCCCCGACUCACGACACAUCGACCUCGGAUUCGCCGUCUUCCUCAUCUGACUCGCAUCAGAGCCAGUUGCUUUCAUCAAAUGGCACAUCCCCCAAGCCCAGCGUGAAUUCCCCACCAGACAACAAGUCUCAUGAGUCCGGUGCGAAUACUUGCAGUAUUCACGGAUCGAUCAAUGGCGAACAAUCUUUCUGCGCCCAACUUGGGAUGGCCUGCGGCAAUAUCAACAACCCCAUCCCCGCGGCUCAAAAGGGCAAGUCGAACAGCAUUUCGAGCAAUCAGCCAGCCUCUACCGAUGACUACGGGUUAGACUGGUUGAGUCAACAGAACGGGGGUCAAUUCGACCCAGUACUGUUUGGAGACUGGCGAGAGCCUCAGGACGCCGUACUCUCCCAGGACUUUGGUUCUUUCUUCAACGAUGCUUUCCCUCUCCCCGACCUGGGCAGCCCAUCCCACAACCUGACAGAGGCAACAACACAGCCAACGCCGAAGCCGCAGCCACAGCCACAGCCGAAGAAGGACCUGGUGUCUCAAAUUGACCACAAGCUCGAGGAAGAGGUUGUUCCAGGCGAGGACCAGGAUAAGAUGCUAUCUUGCAAUAAGAUUUGGGAUCGUCUACAAUCCAUGGAGAGAUUCCGUAAUGGCGAGAUUGACGUUGAUAACCUGUGCUCAGAGCUGCGCACCAAGGCCCGCUGCUCUGAAGGUGGUGUCGUCGUGAACCAGAGUGAUGUCGACGAUAUCAUGGGUCGCGCGAAGUAA